CGUGACGUGACGUGCGGCCAACAUGGCGACGCAGUGCUGAGAUAGUAGCAGCAGCGUCCAACUGGCCCCGACUGAACCAGCGACAACAUCGGCCCAUUCCUGGCACCCUCACGCCCCUGCCAAACCGCAGGGAUCGGGCCAGCGAUGACGGCCUAACGGACUACUUUAACACGUCGAACGAGAGAUGAAAGAACAGGAAGCGCUGGAAAUCCAUCGACGGCAUACGCAGACAGAAAGCCUGAGCACCAAGAGCAUGUUUCUGUCUCGAGCGCUGGAGAAAAUCCUCGCGGAUAAGGAGGUGAAGCGGAGCCAGCACAACCAGCUGCGCAAGGCUUGUCAAGUGGCAUUAGAUGAAAUUAAGCAUGAACUGGAAAAGCAGAAGGACGGUACUGUUGUUCCUCCAAGAGCUAACUACAUUGAGGCUGACAAGUACGUCUUGCCUUUCGAGCUGGCAUGUCAGUCCAAGUCCCCACGUAUUGUCAGUACGUCUCUCGACUGCCUACAGAAACUCAUUGCGUAUGGGCACAUCACGGGAAACGCCCCUGACAGCGGAGCUCCAGGAAAACGGCUGAUUGACAGGCUGCUGGAGACCAUCUGUAACUGCUUUCAGGGACCCCAGACUGACGAGGGGGUACAACUACAGAUUAUUAAGGCUCUGCUGACUGCCGUGACAUCACCACACAUAGAGAUCCAUGAGGGAACGAUUCUCCUUACAGUGCGCACCUGCUACAACAUCUACCUUGCUAGUCGCAACCUAAUCAACCAGACUACAGCCAAGGCCACUCUAACACAGAUGCUCAAUGUCAUCUUCACCCGUAUGGAGAACCAGGCGGCUCUGGAAGCUCAGGAAGCGGAGAAGGACAGACAACGUCUGCAGCUGCGCAAUCCUUCCCCAGUGUCCAGUAACCCUUCACCUGUGACGCAAAACCCUUCUCCAACUCCUGGUCGGGGGUCCGGAUCUCCAUGGCUUGGACGAGCCCUCUUAGAACAGAACGGACCACCAUCCCCCUCUCUCAGCCCGCCUGGGAUCCCAUCCACUCCUUCUACCCCCCAAGACUCAUCCUCCAUCAAUGGCCAGCAAGAGGAGUCAAAGUCAGAGGAGGAGUUUGCCACUAAUCAACAGAGCACAAAGGAAAUUGAACACGCAGACAAAGAGAUUCAGGAGUCAGACCAAACAACUGCCGAUCCAUCAGAAGGAGAGGAGGCCCAUCCGCAGCCUGAAACAGAAGCAAGCCCUGAGGUUCUGGAAGAGACUGAGCCGGACAGCGGAUUAGGAGAUAGCUCUGUGGAAGGAGGAUUAGAUCAACAUUCUGACUCCGAAACCAAAGUGCCGCCUCCUGUUGUCCGAGUAGACAUGCAGCAGAUGAACGGAAUGGUGGACGACCGUGGCUCAGAGUCCUCGACAGACAUUCUGGAUGCAGAAACCAUUCAGGGCAGUCAGACAGCUGCCCGCUUCUCACACAUCCUACAGAAAGAUGCCUUCCUCGUGUUCCGCUCCCUCUGCAAGCUGUCAAUGAAGCCCCUGGCUGAUGGACCACCUGACCCAAAGUCCCAUGAGUUGCGCUCUAAGGUAGUUUCCCUGCAGCUGUUGCUCUCAGUGUUGCAGGGUGCUGGACCUGUGUUUCGAACCCAUGAGAUGUUUGUGAACGCCAUAAAACAGUACCUGUGUGUGGCGCUCUCUAAAAACGGGGUCUCCUCUGUGCCUGAAGUAUUUGAACUGUCUCUUGCCAUCUUCCUUACCCUGCUCUCCCACUUCAAAGUGCACCUUAAGAUGCAGAUCGAGGUGUUCUUCAGGGAGAUCUUUCUAACAAUCCUGGAGACGUCAUCCAGCUCCUUUGAGCAUAAGUGGAUGGUCAUUCAGACUCUAACACGGAUAUGUGCAGAUGCACAAUGUGUGGUGGACAUUUAUGUGAACUAUGACUGUGAUCUCAACGCUGCCAACAUUUUUGAGCGGCUGGUAAAUGACCUGUCUAAAAUCGCCCAGGGAAGGAGUGGACAGGAGCUCGGCAUGACUCCAUUACAGGAGCUGAGUUUGAGAAAGAAAGGGCUGGAGUGUCUGGUGUCCAUUUUGAAGUGCAUGGUGGAAUGGAGCAGAGACAUGUACGUCAACCCCAACCUGCAGGCCAACCUUGGUCAGGAACGUCCAGCAGAGGGCGACAGUUCGCAUCUCCCUGAGCAUCUUUCCUCUCGCAGAGAUAGUGUGAGCUCUUUGGACUCCACCGUGUCUUCUGGAGUUCAGCAGUCUCAGCCAGAUCACCCUGAGCAGUAUGAGGUCAUCAAGCAGCAGAAAGAGAUCAUCGAGCAUGGCAUUGAGCUGUUCAACAAGAAACCAAAAAGGGGAUUGCAAUACCUGCAGGAGCAAGGCAUGCUGGGAACCUCACCAGAAGACAUUGCACAGUUCCUGCAACAAGAGGAGCGAUUGGACACUACUCAGGUUGGCGAGUUCCUGGGAGAGAAUGUGAAGUUUAAUAAGGAGGUGAUGUACUGCUACGUGGACCGGUUGGACUUCUGUGGAAAAGACUUUGUGUCAGCACUCCGUGCCUUCUUGGAAGGUUUCAGACUUCCAGGUGAAGCCCAGAAGAUUGAUAGGCUCAUGGAGAAGUUUGCCGCCCGCUACCUGGAGUGCAAUCAGGGGCAGACUCUGUUUGCCAGUGCAGACACAGCUUACGUUCUGGCCUACUCCAUCAUCAUGUUAACCACCGACCUGCACAGUCCACAGGUAAAGAACAAGAUGACGAAGGAGCAGUACAUAAAAAUGAACCGCGGCAUUAAUGACAGUAAGGACCUGCCCGAAGAGUAUCUCUCCUCCAUCUACGAUGAAAUUGCAGGCAAGAAGAUUGCCAUGAAGGAGAGCAAAGAAUACUCCAUCACUCCCAAAUCCAGCAAACAGAAUGUAGCCAGUGAGAAGCAGAGAAGGCUGCUGUAUAACAUGGAGAUGGAGCAGAUGGCCAAAACGGCUAAAGCUCUGAUGGAGGCUGUAAGUCACGCUCAGGCUCCCUUCUUCAGUGCCACUCACCUAGAGCACGUCCGGCCCAUGUUCAAGCUGGCCUGGACUCCCCUGCUGGCGGCGUUCAGUGUAGGACUCCAGGAUUGUGACGAUCAGGAUGUGGCAUCUCUUUGUCUGGAGGGAAUUCGUUGUGCUAUCAGGAUCGCCUGCAUCUUCAACAUGCAGUUGGAGAGAGAUGCCUAUAUCCAGGCCUUGGCCCGGUUUACGCUGCUCACAGCCAGUUCAAGUAUCACAGAGAUGAAACAGAAGAACAUUGACACAAUUAAGACACUUAUCAUGGUCGCCCACACCGAUGGAAACUACUUGGGCAACUCCUGGCAUGAGAUUCUGCGGUGUAUCAGUCAGCUGGAGUUGGCUCAGUUGAUUGGAACAGGGGUGAAGACGCGUUAUAUAUCCGGUGUGGUCCGGGACCAGGGAGGCAGCAUAAAGGGCUUCCCAUCAGGUGGAGAGGAAUUCAUGCCCCUCGGUUUAGGUACUUUGGUUGGAGGUCCAGACAAGCGUCAGAUGGCUCAUAUCCAGGAGUCAGUGGGGGAGACCAGCUCUCAGAGUGUUGUGGUGGCUGUGGACAGAAUCUUCACUGGAUCCACCAGGCUUGAUGGAAAUGCAAUUGUUGACUUUGUGCGUUGGCUAUGUGCGGUGUCCAUGGACGAGCUGGCCUCUGCGCACCAGCCGCGCAUGUUCAGUCUGCAGAAGAUAGUGGAGAUCUCCUACUACAACAUGAACCGCAUCCGUUUGCAGUGGUCACGCAUUUGGCAGGUCAUCGGAGAUCACUUCAACAAGGUGGGUUGUAAUCCUAAUGAAGAUGUGGCCAUCUUUGCAGUGGACUCCCUGAGACAACUUUCAAUGAAGUUUCUAGAGAAAGGAGAACUGGCCAAUUUCCGCUUCCAAAAGGACUUUUUAAGGCCAUUUGAACACAUCAUGAAGAAGAACAGGUCGCCCACUAUCCGGGACAUGGUGAUACGUUGUGUGGCCCAGAUGGUGAACUCCCAGGCUACUAAUAUUCGCUCUGGCUGGAAGAACAUCUUCUCUGUGUUCCAUCAAGCAGCAUCAGAUCAUGAUGAGAACAUUGUGGACCUUGCAUUUCAGACCACAGGACACAUUGUUAUGACAACAUUUCAGCAGCAUUUUGCGGCGGCCAUUGACUCUUUCCAGGAUGCAGUAAAGUGUUUGUCGGAGUUUGUGUGUAAUGCUGCAUUUCCUGACACCAGUAUGGAAGCCAUACGGCUUAUCCGCCACUGCGCUAAAUAUGUGUCUGACAGGCCGCAGGCACUGAGGGAAUACACUAGUGACGAUAUGAACGUGGCCCCUGGUGACCGUGUUUGGGUGCGAGGCUGGUUCCCCAUCCUGUUUGAGCUUUCCUGCAUCAUCAACCGCUGCAAACUAGACGUCAGGACCAGGGGUCUGACUGUCAUGUUUGAGAUCAUGAAGAGUUACGGACACACAUUUGAGAAGCACUGGUGGCAUGACCUCUUUCGGAUCAUCUUUCGAAUAUUCGACAACAUGAAGCUCCCUGAGCAGCAAACUGAAAAAACUGAGUGGAUGACGACAACAUGUAACCAUGCCCUCUAUGCUAUCUGUGACGUGUUCACACAAUUUUACGAGCCUCUCAGCGAGGUGCUGUUGGCGGAUAUUUUUGCACAGCUGCAGUGGUGUGUAAAACAAGAUAAUGAGCAGCUGGCGCGGUCAGGCACAAACUGUCUUGAGAACCUGGUGAUCCUUAACGGGGAGAAGUUCAGUCCGGAGGUGUGGGACGUCACCUGCGCCUGCAUGCUGGAUAUCUUCCAGACCACCAGCCCUCAUGCCUUGCUGACAUGGCGACCAGCUGGACAGGAAGAGGAGGUGGGAGAAGGGAAACACAUGGAUGUUGAGGUGGAUUCUCUGUCACAGAGCAGCUUUGAGAGGACUCUGUCAGAGAGAGGCCAUAGUCAAAUGUCCACCGCCAGUGAUGAAACCUGGAAAGGAAGGUCCCACACCAGAGUCUCGGACCACAGGCUGUUUGCAGGGCUGCUUAUAAAGUGCGUCGUACAGCUGGAGUUGAUUCAGACCAUAGACAACAUUGUAUUCUACCCAGCUACCAGCAAGAGGGAGGAUGCUGAGAAUAUGGCUGCUGCUCAGCGAGAUGCACUUGAGCAGGCAGAAGAGGGAGAGACGGAGCCCGAUCAGGGCAUGUACAGACACCUGUCGUCACAGCACCUCUUCAAACUGCUUGACUGCCUCCUUGAGUCCCACAGGUUUGCCAAGGACUUUAACUCCAACAAUGAGCAGAGGACAGCGCUCUGGAGAGCAGGUUUUAAGGGGAAGUCAAAACCGAAUCUUCUAAAGCAGGAGACCAGCAGUCUGGCUUGCAGUCUGAGGAUCCUCUUUCGCAUGUACUCCGACACGCAGCUGCAAGACUCCUGGCCAGACAUCCAGACACGCCUUUUGCAAGUGUGUAGUGAAGCCCUGGCUUACUUCAUCAGUCUUACCUCAGAGAGCCACCGGGAAGCCUGGACGAGCCUCCUGCUGCUGCUCCUCACCCGGACACUCAGACUGCCUGAUGACAAAUUCAAGCCUCAUGCCUCCUGCUACUACCACCAUCUGUGUGAGAUGAUGCAGUUCGACCUCAUUCCGGAGCUUCGUGCUGCUUUGCGGCGAUUUUUCCUCCGCAUCGGUUCCGUCUUCCACAUCGCCGCUCCCGAAUUGGGCCUAGCGCAGCCUUCAUCGUCAUAAAGUAGAUCAGAACUGAAAAACACAGCUCUGAGAUGAACUAAGAAAAAGGCGGGCUGUAAAGUGGAUGGAUGGUCAGAGCGCAUAAGCCUCUCCUGUACAGGAACACAGAAUGACUGCGUGUGACUGUCCAGUUCUUUUCUCUGCCAGUCCUGACUCAUCAGCCGUCGGUCGCUCCCCUAUGAGAGAACAGCAGGGUGACGCUUCUGCUGUGUCAUCUGUCUGUGUUGUUAGACUCAUAUUUGUUUAUUUUUAUUUUGACUUUUCUUCUGGAUGGCUGCGACAAUAAUUUAUUACCAGUACUGCUGUAUAUCUGGUUUCUGAUCGUCUGUUGAUUUCAUUUUGUUGGCUUUUGUCCUAUCUGUUAAAUUUUUGUCUGUUUUAAAGGCUGAACAAAUAUAGACAUGUCAAAAACAUACAAACACAAGAUCUUCCCCUGUUAUUAAGAGCUUGUAAGUGACACCCAGUGUGCAAUGAGCUUGUGCCAGUGGUAUAUUUGUUACUGAUUGGUCCAAAAAAGCCCAUUAUCAUUGUCCUUUAUUGAUUCAUCAUACAAUUAAUCGAUCAUCUCUGAUUCAAAUUCAGUCAAGCAACCCCACAGAGGUUUUUGCAUUUAAAAUGCUUUUAGUUUGGGGUAAAAGACUUGAAUUUGGUUUUGGUGUGUUUACACUAAAACUCAAAUUGUACUAAGAAUGUAAUGGUUGCUUUUAAAGCAUUUGGUGUUUAUUUUACAUGUGUCGGAACUCACGCUUGUUAAUCCAGAGCAGGCAGACACUACCAUUCCUUACAUGCCACACACCAUGCUCAUUUGGUUUCCAUCGUAUUGAUUUCAAUCGUUUUUUGAGAGGUUUGUUAAUUCUACAUUCUGAUUUUUGUUUGUUCAUAUUUAUCAUUGAAAUCUUAAGACAUCUAAUGAAUAUUAUUUUAGUGCACUAAAGUUGCUUAAUUGAUUUUUUUUUUUUUUUUUUUUUUUUUAAUCUUUCAUUUUUUGUGAGUGCUGUUCGCUCUUCAUUCGGAGUCUGACUGAAUUGGCAAGUUUACGCAAUGGAUGCCAGUCACUGAUGUCAUUAUCAAAAAAUGAGUGAAGGGGGAGAAAUACAGGACCACAAAUGUACUGUAUUAUCCAGGUAUAUCUUCAUUAAACCCAAGCAGCAUAUGACUUAGUAGUGUAUUACCAGUGUAGAUUCAAAUCCCAAUUCAUUUUCAUUAAGGAUGUAUUUCAUUCUUGAAGUGCAUUUAAAUAUUUUCUGAAAAGCAUUCCUUCCCUUGCAACUAUGGAUGUCUACUUUGCCUCCCUCUAAACUGGGAAAUAUAAAUAUAUAUAGUAUAUGAAUAAAUACAAUGUGUAAAGUUUUCAUGUAAAAUACACAGAAUAAUGUUCAACUCUAUAAAUAUUGUGAUGUAAUCUUAAAAGCAUUUGGUGAAGUAAUCAAUAAAGUUUGAAUUCUGAACCAUUGAAUAUUCUACUAGAUUUUUUUUUUUGGACAUUACCCUGCUUUAUAUUUCAGCAAUACCAACAUUUAAAAUGAAGGAUAAUUUUAAUAUUAGUAAAGAGAAGAUUUGUACUCAUUUUAAUACGCCACAUGAUGUCGCUGUAACGGUUAAAAGCAUAACGAGCGUUUUGGGGUAACAAAGGUUACCAUAGUAAUUCUGCCACUCUUUGUUUAGUGAGCUCGAGCCGUUUACGGUUAAUAACAUUUACAUUCAUAACGCCAGUUAAGUAUGUAUAAGAAAAUAUCUGUAGUUAAAGAAAAUUAAUAGGAGGACUUUAUAUCAGUCAUUUAAAUACAUGAUGUGUAAAAGUUGCGAGUUCGUUAAGAUUUAGUCUUCAGUAUUGAGUAGCAGUUACGCUGAAUGGCGCGUCUCAACAUUUUUGAAACAUAUCUGCCAAAGAGUGCUGCUUUUGAAAUGAUUUUAAGCUUUAAUUAACGGACUUUUGAGUGAAUAAAAUAGUUACUCCAGUCAGUCCUCAUAUGUAGCUGCUGUAAUAAAUGAAUAGGCCCUUGGUUUAAAGAGCAGAGCACUGAAAGGGGCGGAACUGAGCGCUGCUGAAUGUUCUGAGCACUGAAUUCGCUGCUGACAGCGGCUCUACACCGACUGCACUCUGACCGAGGAGAAACACGCCGAAAUCGAUCAUGCGGGAGAUCAGGAAUUUGCCUUUCCAAAUAUCCGAGAGCGAUUCGCAGAGAUCUUUGGAAAAGAUGCAGCGGCAGAGAGCAGAAAAUCACAAGAAAACUUCAAGAAGUGGUUGCUGGCGGGAAUGACCUUGCUCACGGGUGUCGUGGUUGGAUCACUCAUUGCACAGAAACGCCUGUGAGGAUCAGAAAAACUGAAGAUCCAAACACCUACUGCUUCAUUUAGACAUCCAGCUACCAUGAAGGAACUUCAAAAAUACUUGUUUUGGAUUUAUUUGUUUCCCUUUUAUUGCCAAGAAAUUCCAUGUUUACAUCCCACGUCCCGCUGUGUACUGUUGACUGAGUGGAGCGCAUCUGUGAUGUUAUGUCACGUGACCCAGACUGCAUGAGGGUGGUUUGGUUUUAGCUAACUCAGACAAUGCAAAGCCACGUCUCCUUACACCGUUUAAGGAAAUGAGAAAAAUGACUAAAACAGUCGAAGAAAAAAGUUUAAAAUCUUUGUUCUCUAUGUCUGUAAUUUUUUUUUUUUUUUUUUUUUUUUUUUUUUUUUCAGCUCUAUCAUAAAUCUUUUUAAGUAUCCUAUUAUUCUCUCAUUUUCAAAGAGACUGGCAAAACUGACAAGGAUACAAACAUUUUAUCUUUAAAUCUAAUUUAAGCUCAUGUGUCAUUUUUGAGUUGACCGAAUGAUAGAGAAGUUUAAUCUGAACUGAAUUUGAAGUAUUCAGUCAAUAAAUCAGCACUGACAUUUCUGAGGAACGUUGUUGCUGUCUGGAGUGCCAGAGAGGCAUCUUAUGGGCCCAGCACUACACUUGAGCGCCUGCUUCCUCUGCAAUCUCUCUACCAUUAUAGAAAAAUGUGGUGAACAGAUAAAACAUGUCUGUGUGAGUGUGUUUUUAUGUUGUUGUUUUUUCCCAAUAUUGUUCUGUUCCUUUUCACAUGCAAAUUUGAUGAGCGUUAAAUGUAAAUCUAAAUUGUCUGAAGGACCAACAGUUAUGAAACGGCCAACAGUUUGAGAGAAAGUUCUGUAUGUUUGGUGCCGUUUGAUUUAUUAAACCUAAGUUUCAGCUUCAGAUGUGGUAUCACAUUUAACUCUUUAUACCUUUGAGAUUGUUGUAACUAGAGCUAGAGGAGACACGGAUACACAAGGAGAGUAGGUCACUCCUGUUGUAUCUGUGACUACACUUAACUGUGUUUUAUACACAGAAAAUGUAACACAUUAAGCUGAAAGUAAUUAGAUUAAACCAUAUUGCCACAAGA
Messenger RNA from Ctenopharyngodon idella (grass carp), 9105 nucleotides. It is a transcript of the gene arfgef2, whose product is annotated as ADP-ribosylation factor guanine nucleotide-exchange factor 2 (brefeldin A-inhibited). The record is from RefSeq and is a predicted model, not a curated record. Lineage: Eukaryota; Metazoa; Chordata; Actinopteri; Cypriniformes; Xenocyprididae. The transcript has 40 exons. Gene Ontology annotation, biological process: regulation of ARF protein signal transduction. Gene Ontology annotation, molecular function: guanyl-nucleotide exchange factor activity. The coding region runs from base 185 to 5716 and encodes 1843 amino acids.